Molecule: messenger RNA, 1347 nt
Organism: Prunus armeniaca (apricot)
Lineage: Eukaryota; Viridiplantae; Streptophyta; Magnoliopsida; Rosales; Rosaceae
Source: the annotation of a GenBank genome assembly
AUGACAGGGGCCUCGAAUUGUUGGAAUAAGCUUGCAACUGUUUGUGUUGCUGUUCGCGAAGGAGGGAUGGACCAAUUUGAGCAAUUGCCUAGUAAUAGUAAUGAAGUACGAUAUUCUUCCGCAUACGCAUUAUCACCAUCACUUAGCCUACCAGUAACCCAACCUCAAGCCCAAACACCUCCUCAACUGAGUGGUCUUCCACCAUUACGUCAUAUCGAGAGUAGAAAAUCAUUAAGAGAAAAAUCAGAGACCCCCAAUUUGAAUGGGACGUCAAGUUUGAGGAAAUAUAUUGAGUCUCUAUGUAAGAAAUACCCCAGGAGGGUUGGCAAUGAUAAAAGGCAAAAGACCUUGCCUUAUGAUCAAGCACUUGGUGGUAUUUCAACAAUCUGGCAUACUAAAGAUGAUUGGUUAACGUCUUGUGUAGAAAUGGUAGUGAUGGAUGAGAUGCCUUUUAGUGUGGUUGAAGGUAAAGGGUUUUGGAGAUUUUGUGAACUAUUGAACCCUCAUUUUCAAAUGCCAUCUCGUAGGACACUUGGGAACUCAAUUGGUAAACUCCUUGAGACUUGUUUGCCUCAUUGUGAUUUGAAGAAGAUACUCGCAAUCACAACUGAUAAUGCUUCUUCAAGCAUGAAGACAAUAGAUUACUUGAAGUCGAAGAUGGGUCAUUGGAAGAAUGGUUGUCUUGUGUUGGAAGGAAAGUACACGCAUGUGAGGUUUUGUGCUCAUAUUAUCAAUUUGAUUGUUCGAGAUGGCUUGAAAAAACUAGAGAAAAGUAUAUUGUCAAUAAGGAAUGCGGUUAGGUGGAAUUUAACAUAUAUGAUGUUGGAUGCUGCUUUGAGGGAAGAUGAGGGGGUGGUUGCAUUUAGACCUAAAAAGAGGGUAGGGCCACCAACUAAAGAAGAUUGGAGCAAUGCUCUUAUUUUUGUCAAAUUUUUAAAGGGUGAAAUUGGUGAUUUGUUGUUUGGAGAUCAAUUACCAAGUCAAACUCAUACCUCCACUGUUUUGAAAGAUAUGGCAUGUAGCAUGAAGAUGAAAUUUGAGAAGUAUUGGGGUGACCUUGAUAAAGUGAACCAACUUUCGAUGGUUGUUCUUGAUCCUCGGUACAAGUUCGGGAACUUGGAGUUUGUAUUAAAAAGAAGGUUUGAAAACCUGCAAGAUGCUACUAAGAAGAAGAAUGAAGUGAAAAAGCUUUUAAUGAAGCUUUAUGAGGAGUAUGUUAUCUCACCACCUCCUACUACUCAAGGCACUAGUGCUAAUGGUGAUACUAGUUAUACUAUUAGUACCACUAGGAGGAAAGCACCUUUGGGAAAUGGAGAAAAGUUAAAUAAAAGAAUCUCAAGCAAGUAA